AUGGCAAUCACUCGGUCAUCUUCAUCCCCUUCUCCAGUUCUCAAAAAGAAAUCAAAAAUGGGCAAGAAAUCUUUGGCCAACAAAUCCAAGGGUAAACGCCCAAUCAUUGAUGAUUUUGAUUCUGAUUUUGAAGCUCCCAUGCCGAAGCGUGUGAAACCCACUUCUUCGAAGAAAUCGAAGCUGAACUUGGAGGAGUCCUCGCUUCCAGAAAUUUCUGGGAAAAAAUUUCAGAAACCUGUUACACAUUCUGCAGAUCGGACUGAGGUUAUGUGUUUUGUUUUCGUUUUUGGUGUUUUCAAUCAUUCUUCGUUAGUUUCUUUUCAGUUUUUAAAUAGUUUGUUACUGUGUUUUCUUCUUAGCAAUACUCCUGACAAAGAAGUGUCUAGGUUUGUUCUAGAUAUAGUUGAUAGCGGUCGGUGGGAUGAGUAUUGUUGGGGUAGGGAAUCAUUUGAAUUGACAAUUGACUCAUUCAAAGAGAGUUUCAUCUUCUAUUCCCGUGAUUCGAACCGGAGCAACACCAUCGUCACCAAAAAUCCAACCCUUCGAGACUUGAAGGGCAAGAUUUUUGAUUUACCUUUGGAGAAGUUGAAGAUAAAAAACAUGCGUCCUACUGAUGAAGAGAGGCAGCAGCUUCAACUUGACGGUCUAUUUCUCGAUGAAUCUAUUGAUGAACGUGGUGUAGUGAAGCAAUCCUUCGAGGGUGGCUCAUCUUCAAAGAAGUCUGAUUCAGCAGAUAUUGAUUGGAUGAAAUCUAAGCUGGAGAUGCUCAGUUCGAAUCAAUCAUCAUUGGCCGAGGACUUCAUUUCGUUGAGGUGUUUUGUUGAUUUUAAUUUCAAAUCCGUAAUGACUGUAAUUAAGGAUAUCCAAGAGAAGGUUAAUGCCAUUCAUCGUCGUCCUUCUGACGAGGGAAAGUCAUCGGAUGAAUUAGUAACUCAAGAUUCUGAUGAUGAUCCUGAUGAUGAUGAUGAUGAUGAUGAUGCCGAGGAUGAUGACAAGCAAUUGCCUGAUCCAGAAAAUAUUGAUUCCGACUCCGACGAUGGUGGUGAGUUGGUUAAAGUUGGUGGGGAUGCUGAUGAUGCUGACAAGGCUGUUACUGCUGUCCCUUCUGCUGAUGUGAAUCCUUCUGAGGAUGUUGGAGGGAGUGAUAAAAAUGUUAAGGAUGUUGAGAAGCCGAAGGGCGAUGAGUCUCGAUUGAAGGGGGACGAUUUCUUUGAUGGGUUGAGCCAGCUUGUAAUAGAUGAUGAUCAAGUUGUGUUGGCUGGCUUGGAGGCUGUUGCUAAAAUCAAUGUCCCCGCACCCAAUCCAGAUGUUGUUGGUGAAAAGUCAGAUGCCAUUCAUACUGAUGAAGAAACUGAGGAUACUGUCUCUGAUACACCUCUGUUGGAUAAGAGGAAGCGUGCUCCGGCCUUGAAAUCUCCAUUUGUUGAUUUCGGUUCUCAGUCUGCUGGGGAUGAUAGGGAUUUCAAAAUGGUGACUUAUGUGAAGGGCCUUUAUGCUCUUAAUGAUGCUUUUGCUGAUCCCGUAUCUACCGAGAUUGAGGCAAAAUUUGACUCUUGGAUUGGUGAAGGAUUGCUUAAACAUCCUGUGCAUUAUAAUUGUUAUGAAGACGGCGCAAAGAAAUUUACCCCGGGUUUUAGGCUAGGUGUUGAUUAUGUUGAGGAUAAAACUUGGUUUUACCAUUUGGCCACAUGCGACAUGUUUAUGAACGACUCGUUUUGA
Cannabis sativa is the source of this 1719-nucleotide messenger RNA. RefSeq lists its product as uncharacterized. Lineage: Eukaryota; Viridiplantae; Streptophyta; Magnoliopsida; Rosales; Cannabaceae. The transcript is spliced from 10 exons. The record is from RefSeq and is a predicted model, not a curated record. Bases 1 to 1719 code for a protein of 572 amino acids.